AUGGACGCAACGAUGAUGACGGCCCAGGCAAUGGGACAAGCCCCGUUCCUCUACUACCGUCCGGAACAAAAGCCCGACACGUCUAGGCACCGCGGCCACUUCUCCCAGCAGCCCAACAUGCACCAGCAUCAGCACAUGGCCAUGUACCCCAUGGUCCCGACCCUGCCGUCGACGCCCAUCUAUUCGCGCCCCAACUCGUCUUGCUCACAGCUCAUGGGCCCCACGCUGUACAGCAAUGGCCCCGCGAACAUGACCCCCAUGGCCUCGCCUCAAGCCAUGAGCCACAAGCCCGCCAUUAUGCUCGAGACGGAAAUGGGUGACGACAGCCUCUACUUCCCGUCGACGCCGCCCUUGUCGACGUGCGGCAGCACCAUCAGCAGUCCCAACAACAGCUGCGAGCUUCUCCAGACACCCAUGAACCCUAUGUUCUCUGGACUAGACGGCUUCGACGGUCUGGAUGGUUUCAAGGAAACGCUGGAAGUGCCCGAAAACCUCGCUAUCGACUGGAACAGCUGCGGAUCUCCUCCCAUGACCCCUGUCUACCUUCAAAACCAAGCAGGCAAUGCCGUCUCGCUUAGCACCAACACUAGCGACCUCCUUUCCACAGCAUCUUGCCCUUCACUUUCUCCCUCACCUUCACCGUAUGCCCGGUCGGUCGCUUCCGAACAGGAUCUUGACUUUUGCGACCCGCGCAACCUCACUGUCGCUGCUGCCCCCAACACGUCCAAUCCGACCUUGGCGCCCGAGUACUCAGCCUUCACUCUUGGUGACGAGCUCAGGGGUGAAGUCCCUGCCAAGACCGCUCCUACUUCUGCCCCAUCUCACCAGAACUUUGACUUCAACCCUGCCAUUCCUCACGGCCUCCCCGCCUUCGAGGACCUGUCUGACUUGGAGUCCGAAGACGACUUCGUCAACGGCCUGGUCAACCUUGGCGACGCGAACUCUGCCGAGGUCCGCCGCCCUCGCGCCUGCACCGGCUCCAGCGUCGUCUCACUCGGCCACGCCAGCUUCAUCGGUGGUGAGGAAUUCAACUUUGACGAGGCCGACAUCUCCACCCCGGCUUGCCUUCCCAGCCCCUCAUCAUCUUGUGCCGACGACUGCCACCAGGGCAAGCGUCGCAAGGUCAUGAAGCAGGAAAGCCGCAACUCGACGCCCGCCAUGAACUCUACCGCCGGCUCUUCUCAGGCCGCCAGCAGCGAGCAGAGAUCCGACAGCCAAGCCCCCGCCUCCGAGGCCAACAGCUCGUCCGACUCAGAGUCGGCGUCUGCUCCCCUCCCCGCGCCCGUCAACCGCCGCGGUCGCAAGCAGUCGCUCACCGAAGACCCUUCCAAGACAUUCGUCUGCGAGCUUUGCAACCGCCGCUUCCGUCGCCAGGAGCACCUCAAGCGUCACUACCGCUCCCUCCACACGGGUGAGAAGCCCUUUGAGUGCCACGAGUGCGGCAAGAAAUUUUCCCGCAGCGACAAUCUCUCCCAGCACGCCAGAACCCACGGCAGCGGCGCCAUCGUCAUGGAGCUUGACGAGUCGGGCGUUCACUCCUUCGAUCACGGCAUGAUGAGCCACCCCGAGGACUACCAUACUCUUGGCAAGGUCCUCUUCCAAUGCGCCGCCGAGAUCCCCGGAAGCGCCAGCGAGCUCUCUUCGGAAGAAGACAACGGCAAGAAGAAGCGCAAGCGCUCGGACUGA
Messenger RNA from Colletotrichum higginsianum IMI 349063, 1686 nucleotides. RefSeq names its product Cutinase g-box binding protein. Gene Ontology annotation, biological process: regulation of transcription by RNA polymerase II. Gene Ontology annotation, cellular component: chromatin. NCBI's taxonomy places the organism in Eukaryota, Fungi, Ascomycota, Sordariomycetes, Glomerellales, Glomerellaceae. The record is from RefSeq and is a predicted model, not a curated record. The transcript has 2 exons. Bases 1 to 1686 code for a protein of 561 amino acids. Gene Ontology annotation, molecular function: DNA-binding transcription factor activity, RNA polymerase II-specific; RNA polymerase II cis-regulatory region sequence-specific DNA binding.